AUGGGAAAACGUGGCGAUUCCGGAGCCGGAGCUCCCCCGACCGCUGUUUCUGCAAAAGUGCAAGCGAUGGUCGAUCGUGCUAUGCAUUUGCAUGGCAAGACGGUGCCCCAAGCCAGUGUGCGUCCCCAGGCAACGCCCGCACGUGCUGUAAAUACACCCACAGUGGAAACUCCUGAAGCUGCCCCGAAGGCCACCGAGCCCUCAAUGUCAGUGCCAGGCCCGAGCCCUAUGUCCACCCACAGCACCCCGCUGAAGUCUCCAGAUGCCAAGAGGCAUCGCAGCGCCUCUGGGUUGUCCUCGGAUGGAGCAGCUAGCACGGUUCCGUCCCUGCCUAGCUUCUCUGGAUCUGCAUCUUCCAAACCGAAACAUUCUGAUUCUUCGACUACGAUCAGACUCUCCCAAGACCUGACCGGCACCCAGAUGGAAGAGGACACCCUUCCCCCGGCGGCUGAUGGAUUGCAAAUCUUCUGCGGCAUUGGGUGCUUGAUGCGUACUAUGGAAACAGGGAAGCAGGGCAAAGGGAUUGCAACAACCGCUGCGGAACCCGAUCCGGAAGCACCGGUAGCAACAACAACGCCAGCCGCAGCUCCCACCACCUCCACGCCACCUCCGGAGACACAUGCCGCAGAAACCCAGAUGUCAAGUCCUGGGCCGCCAACGCCGGUGGCCUCCGUUUCUGUGAAAGCAGGAGAAGCUGUCGCAAGCGCAGAAUCUUCGGCUGGAGCUGUGUAUGCUACUGCCAACAGCACAGAAGCAACGGCCAAGGCUUGGGUUCAUUGCCCGACCGAGAAACCGAUGGAAGUCGAUGACAAGCUCGAAACAGAGUUGGCAAAACUCAUCGACGAGGCAGAGGUGGAGAACGCAAAUCAACGGGCGGAUGAGGCAGAGUCGAAGGCGAGGGCUCUGCAGAGCCUUAUGACAGCUUUGCUGGCGAUGCCGCCCGAGACCCACACUGCGCGUGCGAGCAUCAUCCACAACAUGCUCCGCAGACCAGCAACAUGCGAUAUCGAAGCAAUGACGAAGCAGCUGCAGACGGAAACAACAACCACUGCCACAGCAGCAGGCAUGACGGAGAACAGCGAGACACCGAAGCCCAGCCUUUCGGUGCCACCAACCUCCGAGCCGAGCACAGCUUGUGUGCCGGCAGCGAUUGAGACCCAAACACCGAUGCCAGCAGAAAACCCAACUGCAGCCUCAGCAGCAAGUGUGCCAGCAGCAGCCGAGAAGCCAACAGAAAACCCGACAGCAACUGCAGCAGCAAGUGUGCCAGACACCGAGAAGCCAACAGAAAACCCGACAGCAACUGCAGCAGCAAGUGUGCCAAACACCGAGAAGCCGACAGAAAACCCGACAGCAACUGCAGCAGCAAGUGUGCCAGACACCGAGAAGCCGACAGAAAACCCGACAGCAACUGCAGCAGCAAGUGCAGCAGGAGUGGGUGUGACCGAAACGUCGAAGCCGACAGAAAACCCGACAGCAACCGCAGCAGCAAGUGUGCCAGCAGCAGCCGGUGUGAAUCAAGGGCAUGUCAAGCAAGAGCCAGAGCCGGAGGCCACAGGCAGUGUCCCAAAGCCGAACCCAGCCGUUCGUGUCAAGGAGGAGCCAGGCACCAGGACACGGGACCGGGAGAAUGAAACCGAUGAGGCUCGCAAAAGCUCGGCCGACUGUCCGCCGGAAGUCAGGGAGAAGGCACUCACGGCGGCGGGGCAGAAGCGCUCCACCUCGGUUAUGCGCCACAUGUACGAGAUGUGGAUUAGCAGCGGGUGCGAUUGGAUGCGAAGUUCCAUUAUGCUCAACGCCAAGAAGCGCAACAACACUAGGAGAACCGGCCGGCAUGUGUGGAAGCGCUUCGAUUUGCUCAAGACAGAGCCACCCAUCAGCAAUAGGCAUGGAUCCGCCAUCGCGGAGGACAUUCGUGCCUCGAAGAAAGGAAUGGACCCCAACGGCUCGGGCCGCUGGUGGAAGGUUCAUCCCGAUCAGCCCAAGAACGAGGACUGGGAGCUCUUCAAGUGCUUCGACUCCCGCGUGGAAGUCUCUGAGUCCGAGGAUGAAGUGGAGUUUAACUUCGGAUCCGAGGUGGGGCUGGAUGGUGCCGGGACCAAUGGUGUUCUGUCGCAUCUGCUCGAUGACAAUGCUCCUCGUGGAAGCAAUGAUCUCCCGCCACCGCCACCACCGAACCGCAGGCUUACAAACAAAGGCGAGAAGAAGGCCAAGGCUGCAGAACAGGAGGCUUUGGACUUGCUCAGAAAAGGCACCCAACGCAUCAUCGAAGCGGACGGCAUGGAGAGCAUGCUGCUGCGCGGCGGCAUGGGUGAUGCAUUUGCAAAAGCUAUGGUGGCCGACAUGAAAGCCGAUGUCGACCUGAUGAAGGAGCGCCACGCGGGCCUUCAGCAUGCCGUCACGACGAAGCAGGCUGACGGGGAGAUCGGCACGUUAAACGUGCUUUUGAAAGCGAGCUAUGGCAUUUAUGAUGAGAAGAUGAAAGCGGUCAAGCGUGCAAUCCGCCCGGCACCGAAAGCGAAAGCCAAGGGCAAAGCUCAGGCGAAGGCUAAGGCCGCUGCUUGA
Messenger RNA from Symbiodinium sp. CCMP2456, 2565 nucleotides. NCBI's taxonomy places the organism in Eukaryota, Dinophyceae, Suessiales, Symbiodiniaceae. The record is from the annotation of a GenBank genome assembly.